This is a messenger RNA of Peniophora sp. CBMAI 1063, 1047 nucleotides long. Lineage: Eukaryota; Fungi; Basidiomycota; Agaricomycetes; Russulales; Peniophoraceae. The record is from the annotation of a GenBank genome assembly.
AUGCGCUCGUCGACUCACACUGCUGCCGUCGUGAAUGCGAGCGGAGAUGUGGAGGUGAAGAAGAUCCCGGUACCUCACGCUGGUGAAGAUGAGGUACUGGUGAGAGUGGUAGCGGCAGCGCUCAACCCUACCGACUGGAAGACCCCAAAGAUCUGGGCGAACAAGCCGGGCACCGUUGCCGGCCAUGACUUUGCCGGAGUGGUCGAGGAACUCGGUCCCCGUUCGGGAGUCUCAAGGUGGAAAGUUGGCGAUCGCGUUGCAGCUUAUGUGAAUGGAGCACGCGCCGCGAACGGCUCGUUCGCAGAGUACGUUGUGGCGAGAGCAGACCUCUGCAUCUCUCUUCCAGAGUUGUGGACAUUCGAGCAAGGCGCACAGCUUGGUCUCGCCAUAUAUACUGCUUUCCAAACGCUCUAUCAAAGCCUCGAUCUUCCUACACCGUACGCGGAGAUACCUCAAGCAGUCUCCUUGCUCAUAUACGGAGCGUCUUCUGCGGUCGGCCUCUACGUAACCCAGAUAGCCAAGGCAUCCGGCUUCCAUGUCUAUGCCGUCUGCUCACCAAAGAACUACGAGCUCGUUACAUCACUGGGAGCACACGCUACUUUCGAUUACCGAGAUCCCGACGUUAGUAACAAGAUCAAGACCGCCUCCGAGGGCAAGAUCAAGGUGGCUGUCGACACGAUCUCCGAGCAAGGGUCUGUCAAGAUCAUUGUACCCGCUUUGUCGUCUGAGGGCGGCAAGAUCGCUACUAUCCUUCCUUAUAGCGAUGAGGACAUAGCGGCUCUGGGCCCUAAUGUCACUCAUUGGAUGUCAUCUGCGUAUGACCUGAAUGAGGACCUUCCUGGAGCUCCCUCUCGGCUCGCGGAUGCUCCUCGGUACUGUAGACUCGCCACACAAUUGCUGGCAGAGGGGAAAGUUAAACCUACUCCCAUUCGUGUCUGGCCCAAUGGCCUGUUGGGAAUCAAUGAUGCCAUGCAGUAUAUGAUGGAUGGGAAGGUUAGCGGCGAGAAGAUCGUCUUUCGUAUCGCAGAUACACCUGGCCUAGGAUGA